AUGACUAGCCACAUCCUUCUGUUGACAGCCUUUGCCAUAUGUCAUGGAUUCAACCUGGACACAGAAAACGCGAUUAUUUUCCAAGAGAAUGCAAGAGGCUUCGGACAGAGCGUGGUCCAGUUUGAGGGAUCCCGGGUGGUGGUUGGAGCUCCCCAGGAGAUAAAGGCUGCCAACCAAACUGGUAGCCUCUACCAGUGUGACUACAGUGUGGGCUCGUGCACCCCCAUUCCCCUGCAGGUCCCCUUGGAGGCUGUGAAUAUGUCGCUGGGCCUGUCUCUGGCAGCCACCACCUCACCCUCCCAGCUCUUGGCCUGUGGCCCCACAGUGCACCAAACCUGCAAGGAGAACACUUACGUGAACGGCUUCUGCUUCUUGUUUGGAUCCAACCUGCGUCAGCAGCCUCAGAAGUUCCCCAAGGCCCUGAGAGAAUGUCCUCAACAGGAGAGUGACAUCGCCUUCUUAAUUGAUGGUUCUGGUAGCAUUAACCCAGCUGACUUUCAGCGGAUGAAGGAAUUUGUCUCCACUGUGAUGACCCAAUUUGAAAAGUCCAAAACCUUGUUCUCUUUGUUGCAGUACUCCAAUGAUUUCCAGACUCAUUUCACCUUCAAGGAUUUCCAGCAGAACCCAAACCCGAGGUCGCUUGUGACACCAAUAACACAGCUGUUCGGGAGAACUCACACUGCCACCGGAAUCCGCAAAGUGGUAGAGGAACUGUUUCACCGCAACAGUGGGGCCCGGGAAAAUGCCCUUAAGAUCCUGGUUGUCAUCACAGAUGGAGAGAAGUUUGACGAUCCCCUGGAAUACAAGGACGUCAUUCCCCAAGCCGACCGCGAAGGAGUCAUCCGCUAUGUCAUUGGGGUGGGAGAUGCCUUCAGAAGUCAGAAGUCGCGGGAAGAGCUUAGAACCAUAGCAUCUAAGCCAUCUUCUGAGCACGUGUUCCAAGUGAAUAACUUUGAAGCACUGAAAACUAUUCAAAAUCAGCUGCAGGAAAAGAUCUUUGCAAUUGAGGGUACGCAGUCAGGAAGCACCAGCUCAUUUGAACAUGAGAUGUCCCAGGAAGGCUUCAGUGCUGCCAUCACCUCGAACGGUCCCUUGCUGGGUGCUGUGGGGAGUUUUGAUUGGUCUGGUGGCGCCUUUCUGCGAGCUUUGUCAGGUGAUAAAGCCACUUUCAUCAACACAACCAGGGUGGAUUCAGAUAUGAACGAUGCUUACUUGGGUUACGCCGUUGAAGUCACCUGGAGAAGCCGGGUUCAGAAUCUGGUUCUGGGAGCACCUCGCUAUCAACACACUGGCAUGGUGGUGAUGUUCAAACAGAACGCCGGCACUUGGGAGAACAGUGUGAUGAUCAAGGGGGUCCAGAUCGGCUCUUACUUCGGGGCGUCCCUCUGCUCAGUGGAUGUGGACAAAGAUGGCAGCACUGAUCUGGUCCUCGUAGGAGCCCCCCAUUACUACGAGCAAACUCGAGGGGGUCAGGUGUCUAUCUGCCCCUUGCCCCGUGGGCGUGCCAAGUGGCGGUGCCAGGCUGUUCUCCAGGGGGAGCAAGGUCAUCCUUGGAGCCGCUUUGGGGCAGCCAUGACGGUGCUGGGGGACGUGAAUGGGGACAGGCUGACAGAUGUGGCCAUUGGGGCCCCAGGGGAGCAGGACAACCAGGGCGCUGUCUACCUAUUUCAUGGAGCUUCCGGACCGGGCAUCAGCCCCUCCCACAGCCAGCGGAUUGUGGGCUCCCAGUUCUCUCCCAGGCUCCAGUAUUUUGGUCAGUCACUGAGUGGGGGCCUGGACAUCACAUCGGAUGGUCUGGUGGACUUGGCUGUGGGAGCCCAGGGCCGCAUGCUGCUGCUCAGGUCCCAGCCUGUACUCAGAGUCCGGGUAACAAUGGAGUUCACUCCCAAGGAAGUGGCAAGAAAGACAUUUGAAUGUGGGGAGCACGUAGUGAAAAACCAAAACGCAGGGGAGGUCAGAGUCUGCCUGCAGGCCCUCAAAAGCACACGGGAUCGACUUAGAGAAGGAGAGACUCAGAGCAUUGUCAAUUAUGACCUGGCUCUCGACUCCAGCCGCUUAAAUCCCCGUGCCGUCUUUGCUGACACAAAGAACAAUACUUGUAGAAAAACUCGGACAUUGAUGCUGAGGGAGGAAUGUGAGAUUCUGAAGCUGCAAUUACCGGAUUGUGUUGAGGACUCAGUGACCCCCAUCCUCCUGCGCCUCAACUUCACUCUGGAAGGGAAGCCUUCUGUCUCUUUUGGAAAUCUUCGACCUGUGCUGGCCAUGGAUGCCCAGCGGGUCUUCACAGCCAUGUUUCCCUUUGAGAAGAACUGUGGCAAUGACAGCAUCUGCCAAGAUGACCUCAGCAUCACCUUCAGUUUUAUGAACCUGGACACGCUGGUGGUGGGUGGACCCCCGGACCUCAAUGUGACGUUUACUGUGAGAAACCAGGGCGAGGACUCCUACAGAACCCACGUGGCUUUCUUCUUCCCACCUGGCUUGUCUUUUCGGAGAGUGUCAGCGGCUCAGAACCCACGCUCCCAUCGCUCCUGGCGCGUGUUCUGCGAAUCUGGGACCUCUUCUGAAGGGCCUGGGAGUCUAAGGAGUGGCAUUUGCAAUAUAAACCAUCCCAUCUUCCCUGAAAACUCUGAGGUGACUUUUAAUAUCACGUUGGAUGUGGACUCGGGUGCUUCUCUUGGAAACAAAAUGCUCCUCAGAGCCAAUGUGACCAGUGAGAACAACAUGCCCAGGACCGAUAAAACGGAAUUCCAGCUGGAACUGCCUGUGAAAUAUGCUGUUUACAUGGUGGUCAGCAGCCGCGAGAACUCUACCAAUUAUCUCAACUUCACAGCCUUGGAGAAGACCACGCGGGUUCUGGUGCAUUAUUAUCAGUUCAACAACCUGGGGCAGAGGGGCCUCCCGGUCAGCGUGGUCUUUUUAGUCCCCAUCCGGCUGAACCAGGUGACUGUGUUGGAUCACAUCGAGACCUCCUUCUCCCAGGACCUUCAACAUUCAUGCCGUAGUGAGGACACAGUUCCCCCUCCUCGCACUGACUUUCUGGCUGAGAUUAAGAAGACCCCGGUGGUGAACUGCUCAGUGGCAAUCUGCAGGAGAAUCCAGUGUGACAUCCCAUUCCUCAGCAUCCAGGAAAAAUUCACGGUCACCCUCAAAGGCAACCUUUCGUUUGACUGGUAUAUCAAGACUUCGCAUAACCACCUCCUGCUGGUGAGCACAGCAGAGAUCUUCUUCAAUGAGUCAGCCUAUGCCCUCCUUCCUGGACAGGAAGUGUUCGUGAAAGCUCAGGCAGAAACCAAAGUAGAAGAGUAUGAAGUGCACGACCCGUUGCCUCUGAUCGUGGGCAGCUCGGUGGGCGGACUGGUGCUCCUGGCGCUCAUCACGGCCGCUCUGUACAAGCUUGGCUUUUUCAAACGGCAGUACAAGGACAUGAUGAGCGAGGCUGCUCCCCCAGAAGCCCCACCCCAGUAA
Messenger RNA from Elephantulus edwardii (Cape elephant shrew), 3465 nucleotides. It is a transcript of the gene ITGAM, whose product is annotated as integrin, alpha M (complement component 3 receptor 3 subunit). Gene Ontology annotation, cellular component: integrin complex; external side of plasma membrane. Gene Ontology annotation, biological process: integrin-mediated signaling pathway; cell adhesion mediated by integrin; cell-cell adhesion. Lineage: Eukaryota; Metazoa; Chordata; Mammalia; Macroscelidea; Macroscelididae. The transcript is spliced from 30 exons. The record is from RefSeq and is a predicted model, not a curated record. Bases 1 to 3465 code for a protein of 1154 amino acids. Gene Ontology annotation, molecular function: integrin binding.